UACGUGUCUAGCCAAAUACAAGGGUCAAGGAGGAAUCACCUUCCAAAAAAUGACUAAAAUAUGGUUAAUGAUAUUUUAACCACCGAAUUGGCCAUAUUAAAGUAUUACCAAAAACAAGAAAAGGAUUUAGCCAUUUUCAAACAAACUUAAGUACGAUUUUGCUUGGAAAUAAAUUAAGUAAUGGAUAGAAAUAGAUACUUUACCCAAAAAAUACAUGCAUAAUGGGAAUAGUUAUCCAAAUCUACUCCCACAGUCCCACUCAACGGCUUCCCUUAACAAAGACUACACACAGGAGUAAUAGUCUGCCCAAUUAGUUACUGUGCAUCUUUAUUUCGCAGUGGAGUCAACCCUACUCGGCUCCAUUUUACACCCAACAUUUCCCUCAUUUUCACCAGCCGUCCCACGCUACGUCCCUAUAAAUAUUCUCUUCUCUGCUUUCUUACACCACUCCCAAACCCCUAUUUCAUAGGAUUCCUCGAACUCUGUUAUUUUUGAAAUUUUCAUGGCACCCAUCCCUUUCUUAUCACUUCUUUUGCUCUUCUCAUUAACUUUCCCAUCUUCUUCCUCAGCCUUCGAACAACAACCCCUCCUUAAAUACCAUCAUGGUCCUCUUCUUAAGGGUAAUAUUACUGUUAAUCUCGUUUGGUAUGGGAAGUUCUCAUCUACGCAGCGUUCCAUAAUCGUCGACUUUUUGAACUCUCUCAGCAACCCCAAGACGACGUCACCCCCAUCUGUCUCCUCCUGGUGGCGAAUGACUGCCAAAUACAGGGGAGGUUCCAGCAGCGUCGUUGUAGGGAAGCAAACUCUCGAUGACAAGUACUCUUUAGGCAAAGCUCUUAAAACUUCCCAACUCGAAGUUUUGGCUUUCAAAUAUGGAUAUGGAGAUGGUAAAGCGGUCAACGUUGUUCUGACUUCCGCUGACGUGGCGGUCGAUGGUUUCUGCAUGAGCCGGUGCGGUACGCAUGGUUCGGUUCAGGUUAAGAAGAGCAGGUUCCCUUACGCUUGGGUAGGUAACUCGGUGAGUCAGUGUCCUGGUUAUUGCGCGUGGCCGUUUCAUCAACCCGUGUAUGGGCCGCAAACUCCACCCUUGGUUGCUCCUAACGGAGACGUAGGGGUGGACGGAAUGGUGAUCAACUUGGCAACGGUUUUGGCGGGAACCGUGGUGAACCCGUACAACAACGGGUACUUUCAAGGGCCGGCAGAGGCACCACUGGAGGCGGUGAGCGCUUGUACGGGGAUAUUCGGGAAAGGAGCUUUCCCGGGGUAUCCGGGAAAGGUUUUGAUGGGCAAAACGACGGGGGCCAGCUAUAACGCAGUUGGGGUUAACGGGCGUAAGUAUUUGCUCCCAGCGAUGUGGGAUCCUCAGACCUCGACAUGCAAAACUCUGUUAUGAAGCAAACAAAACUGAGAAUAGGAACGAAGGACAUCCUAAUGUUAUUACGUAUCUAUAUCAUGAACUCCAUCCGUUAUUGUUCUGUACAAACACAGUUUGUAAAAAUAUUGUAAUAAAUUUGUACGUGAUGCAUCAUUUCAAUUAAAUUUUGUAAAAUCUAUGUUCCAUUUUUAAUUUUAAAUGGGGGCCACUCAAGGGCCAUACCUAAUAAAUAUUCGGGCUUAGAAAGA
Molecule: messenger RNA, 1623 nt
Organism: Gossypium arboreum
Lineage: Eukaryota; Viridiplantae; Streptophyta; Magnoliopsida; Malvales; Malvaceae
Product: protein EXORDIUM-like 2
Exons: 1
Coding region: 503-1393 (296 amino acids)
Source: RefSeq, a predicted model, not a curated record